Molecule: messenger RNA, 979 nt
Organism: Talpa occidentalis (Iberian mole)
Lineage: Eukaryota; Metazoa; Chordata; Mammalia; Eulipotyphla; Talpidae
Gene: CH25H
Product: cholesterol 25-hydroxylase
Exons: 1
Coding region: 15-827 (270 amino acids)
Biological process (GO): sterol biosynthetic process; cholesterol metabolic process
Molecular function (GO): steroid hydroxylase activity; C-4 methylsterol oxidase activity; iron ion binding
Source: RefSeq, a predicted model, not a curated record
GGCACUGUCUCACCAUGAGCGGCCAAAACCGCACUGAACUCCAGGUCGUCUGCAGCUCCGGGCAGCUGUUCCUGCAGCCCCUCUGGGACCGUCUGAGAGCCCCGGAUGCUCUCACCCAGUCUCCCUUCUUCCCGAUCAUCUUCGCCUUCACCACCUACGUGGGCUUCUGCCUGCCCUUUGUGGUGCUGGACGCCCUGUGCCCCUGGGUGCCCACACUUCGACGCUACAAGAUCCACCCUGACUUCUCGCCAACGCCGCGGCAGCUGUUGCUCUGCCUGAGGCAGACGCUCUACCAGCACGUGGUGUUCGUGUUCCCCUGGACCAUGCUGCACUGGGCCUGCCGCCCAUCUCUCCUGCCCACCCAAGCCCCCGAGCUGCUCCAGCUGGUGCGCGAUGUCGUGUUCUGCUUGCUGCUCUUCGACGCCGAGUUCUUCGUGUGGCACGUGCUGCACCACAAGGUCCCCUGGCUGUAUCGCACCUUCCACAAGAUGCACCACCAGAACACGUCCUCUUUCGCCCUGGCCACCCAGUAUGUGAGCCUCUGGGAGCUGUUUUCCUUGGGCUUCUUUGACAUGGUGAAUGUGACUCUGUUGGAGUGCCACCCGCUCACUGUCCUCAUCUUCCACGUGGUCAACAUCUGGCUGUCGGUGGAGGACCACUCGGGCUACGAUUUCCCCUGGUCCACGCACAGGCUGCUUCCUUUUGGGUGGUACGGGGGCGUGGCACACCACGACCUGCAUCAUUCUCGGUUUAACUGCAACUUCGCUCCUUACUUCACACACUGGGACAAAAUACUGGGAACUCUGCAAUCUGCUCAAGCCAAGUGACAGGCGCCCCUUGCACGUGGGGGUGUGACUGCUGUGGGGCCCUAAGUGCCGGGAAUGCUGUGCAUUUCACCCUUGAAUCAGGAGAAGCACACCUGAGCUUUUAUUUUUGUUUUUGUAAGUAACUUAUUACUUGAUAUAAAUGUAUAUACAAA